AUGCCAUCGCUACAGCGUUUAGCUAGACGGAAUAGGACAAUCAGCUGGGUGGACCAACUUCCAACCCGACCCGCACCGUCACCGUCGCCGUCAUCCGAAGUCAACUUUGGAGGAGCGCAAACAACGCACGGCUCCGAAAUCGCACCAUUGUUUGCGCAAGAAGACUCAGACAGUGACCCCAGCAGCUCAACGCUUUCCCUCAACUCGCCUUUCUCUUCUGACCUCCAUCUUGCCAUACAAUCUCUCACACCCCAAACCACAAUCGCUGAUCAACAAAGUGAGAUCACCAUGCUAACCAGUCCGCGCGACCUCUCUCCCUUCAAAGGAAAGCCCCUCUGGGAACCUGACGAUGAGGAAUGGGAAGACAUACACGCGAUUCACAUCUCGUCCACUUACAAAGCCUCCUUCAGAGACCCGCGACGAUGUAGUCCGCAGAAGACAACAAAUGCUAACACACUGUCUCGCUUCAGCAGCACCAUCACAUCUUUCCUGCCUUUCUCUCCUGCCAGACUCGCCGUAGAAGCCCGUCUGCGCGAUGAAGAAGAGCUGCGAGACAAACUAGAGGAGCUGGACAACACGUACUACUCAGACCCUACCGGAGACCUCCACGAUGCUGUCAUGGCCUCCACUUUUCUGUCUGAAUCCCGAUACUUUCGCCAUGAUCAAGCUGGAAGUUUUGCCCGCGCUCCACAUGUCAUCGAUCUGGAACGGUACUUCAAUACUCAGGAUCCACUAGUUGGAGCUGCUUACCCGCGUCUUUGUAGCGCAGCUGGUUCCUACCGUAACCUAGGCUUCUCGUUAUCAUGGACCUUGUACGUCAGAGCAUCGUUCAGCGCCACAGGCCUCUGGUACGAAACCUUUGCGUCGCCCGUCGCGGGCUCAAGUCCCAUUGUAAACGGAGUACCAGCUUGGGAUACCUUCAUACCCAUCAACGCGCCCUUUUCUUUUCCCGUCUCCUCGUCGUUCCUCCCGCCACCGUUAUCAUCCCAGUCGCAACAAUCCACCGUGCCGUUGGAGUCCUCGCCUCGGAAGAUACUCUUAGCCAGUCCAACUUCACCUCCGCAGUGGACGCAGAGUCCGAAGAAAGACAAUGAAGAAGAAAACGAUACCAUUAACCCGACAGACGAAAAGUUUGUGCUAUACCAAAGCAGGGUGCUGGCAAGGUUCUUCCUGAGAGACAUCUGGAUUAGAUUCGAGGGACGGUACGAGUGCAAGGCCAUGUGGGAGGUUGAUGGGGCAGUUAGCGAGGUGAGGCUAAGGAGGGCUGUUGUGGGGUUUCCUGGGGACAAUGACGAUGAUGGAUAA
Molecule: messenger RNA, 1305 nt
Organism: Alternaria postmessia
Lineage: Eukaryota; Fungi; Ascomycota; Dothideomycetes; Pleosporales; Pleosporaceae
Exons: 2
Coding region: 1-1305 (434 amino acids)
Source: RefSeq, a predicted model, not a curated record